Messenger RNA from Oncorhynchus gorbuscha (pink salmon), 3786 nucleotides. RefSeq names its product E3 ubiquitin-protein ligase ZNF598-like. The record is from RefSeq and is a predicted model, not a curated record. Gene Ontology annotation, molecular function: ribosome binding; ubiquitin protein ligase activity. NCBI's taxonomy places the organism in Eukaryota, Metazoa, Chordata, Actinopteri, Salmoniformes, Salmonidae. Gene Ontology annotation, biological process: protein ubiquitination; rescue of stalled cytosolic ribosome.
CCAAAUAGCCACCAUGGAAUCAACAUCUAACAACUACGAGCGGAACUGUGUUCUGUGUUGUCAGGAGCUCGACAUCUUCGCCCUGGGGAAAUGCGACCACCCGGUGUGUUACCGCUGCUCGACCAAAAUGAGGGUGCUGUGCGACCAGAAGUACUGCGCCGUGUGCCGGGAGCAGCUCGACAAGGUGCUGUUUGUGCAGAAGUUGGUGGCGUUCUCCUCUCAGCCCCUCCAGACGCUGCAGGUGGAAAGGAAACAUGACAUCUACUUUACAGACUCCAAGAUAUACGCUCAGUUCAGGACACUGCUGCAGUCUGAGUGUCCUGUGUGUCCAGAGUCUAAAGUCUUCUCGAAGUUUGAGGAGUUGGAGCAGCACAUGAGGAAACAGCACGAACUCUUCUGUUGCAAACUCUGUACCAAACACCUGCAGAUCUUCUCCCAUGAGAGGAAGUGGUAUAACCGGAAGGAUCUGGCACGUCACCGUACCCAUGGUGACCCAGAUGACACGUCUCACCGCGGACACCCGCUCUGCAAGUUCUGUGAUGACCGUUACCUUGACAACGACGAGCUGCUGAAACACCUCCGUAGAGAUCAUUACUUCUGUCACUUCUGUGAUGCUGACGGAGCCCAGGAGUACUACAGUGACUACCAGUACCUGAGCGAACACUUCCGGGAGGCCCACUACCUGUGUGAGGAGGGGCGCUGUGCUACGGAGCAGUUCACCCACGCCUUCAGGAGCCAGAUCGACUACAAGGCCCACAAGGCCUCGGCACACAGCAAGAACCGAGCCGAAGCACGACAGAACCGACACAUAGACCUGCAGUUCAGCUAUGCCCCUCGCCAGACCCGACGCAACGAUGGAGGCAUGGUGUCUGGAGAGGACUAUGAGGAGGCGAGGUCGGGUCGGGGGGGAAGAGGAAGGAGCCAAGGGAACCAACCGAACACCAGAGGUAGCUGGAGAUACAACCGUGAGGAGGAGGACAGGGAGUUGGCAGUAGCAGUCAGAGCCUCUUUGAUGCAGCAGAGGAGACGGGAGGACGGAGGACGAGACUCCCAGGACAGGAGCGCAGCGCCCAAACACCGCAAAGAGGAGCGGAUGGAGAGGCCCGAGCGGAUGGAGAGGCCCGAGCGGAUGGAGAGGCCCGAGCGGAUGGAGAGGCCCGAGCGGAUGGAGAGGCCCGAGCGGAUGGAGAGGCCCGAGCGGAUGGAGAGGCCCGAGCGGAUGGAGAGGCCCGAGCGGAUGGAGAGGCCCGAGCGGAUGGAGAGGCCCGAGCGGAUGGAGAGGCCCGAGCGGAUGGAGAGGCCCGAGCGGAUGGAGAGGCCCGAGCGGAUGGAGAGGCCCGAGCGGAUGGAGAGGCCCGAGCGGAUGGAGAGGCCCGAGCGGAUGGAGAGGCCCGAGCGGAUGGAGAGGCCCGAGCGGAUGGAGAGGCCCGAGCGGAUGGAGAGGCCCGAGCGGAUGGAGAGGCCCGAGCGGAUGGAGAGGCCCGAGCGGAUGGAGAGGCCCGAGCGGAUGGAGAGGCCCGAGCGGAUGGAGAGGCCCGAGCGGAUGGAGAGGCCCGAGCGGAUGGAGAGGCCCGAGCGGAUGGAGAGGCCCGAGCGGAUGGAGACUGAGGAGAGACACAGGAGUGUUCCAGUCAAACCUCUAGCAGAAGCUCCCGUGAGGACCAUGAAGAGUAACCCUCUGACAGGAGACGACUUCCCAGCCCUCCUGGGGGCUGCAGCACCCACACUGAGUGUAAAGCCUCCCCCAGCCCUGAAGACUCCGGCCCAGGUCCCUCUGAAGGAGGAUGACUUCCCCAGUCUAUCUGCUGCCAUGGUUAUGACCCCCAUGACCCCCGCCUACUCCGCCCAACCCAGGAAGCACUCCUCCUUCCAAGAAGAAGACUUCCCCGCCCUGGUCUCUAAGAUCCGCCCUCCCAGACAAACGGGCGGAGCUACCUCAGCCUGGAGCCAAGCCAGCAGCAGCAGAAACACCUCCAAGACGGUCAUCCUUCCCUCCUCUUCCUCUAGACCUCCCCCUAACAACCCUCCUCUCCCCCUCCCCGCCGGCCCCCAGCUCCUCUCCUCCUCCUCUUCCUCUCGGAGGAAAAAGCUCCCCGUGCGCCGCCCCUCCCCCCCAUCUGAUGAUGACAAUUGCGUUGCCAAGACGAUGCAGGAGCACCGAGCAGUUCCAACCAUGUUGGAUAUCUCCUCUCUUCUCAUCGUCAAAGGACCCUCUAAAUCUGCCCCUACUGCCUCUAAGCCCCUCCCACCAACCGCCAAGCCUCCCCCACUGACAGCUAAGCCCCUCCCACCAACCUCUAAGCCCUCCCUCGUGACAUCUAACCCCACUCCUAUUCCCGCCCCAAGCCCCACAUCCAAGACAGCCAAGAAGAAGAAACAGGCCACGCCCCCUCCAUCAUCAUUUGGGAACCAAGUUCCUGUCCUCAUGGAAACGGUCUCCAGGGUACAGAAGGAGAACGUUCCGGAGAGCCACGCCUUCAAGCCACUGGUUGCUGUGACGACGGCAGCAGUUAAAACCGCUGUAAAAGCAAAGGUCAAAGCAAGUGGAUUGGCUAACGGCCACCUGGAAAAACCAGUCACAGUGGCCCCCCUCCCUAAAGCCCAGCCGGAACCCCCCCUGGAGGAAGAGGAGGAGUUCCCUGCCCUCAUCUCCAAGAAACCCCCCCCAGGCUUUAAAAGUGCCUUCGUCCUGAAGAGUUCUGCCCCCCCCAGAAACCUGUCUCCCCCUCCCCCCGGCCAGGGCAGCACCACCCCUCCCAGUAAGCCCCCCCCAGGGUUUACCGGCAUCCCCCUCAACAGCAACGUGGUGGAGCCUGCCCCCCCUGCAUCCAGCCCCCGCUCUCCCCAGUCCCCGGGGGUGUACCUGGCUCCAGAGAACUUCCAGCAGAGGAACAUGGCACUGAUCCAGUCCAUUAAGAACCUCCUGCAGAACGACCAGUCACGAUUCAACCAGUUCAAGGACUACUCUGGACAGUUUAGACAGGGUCUGAUGUCAGCCGUGCUGUACCACCAGAGCUGUAGGACUCUGUUAGGGGACAACUUUGGCGGCGUCUUCAAUGAGCUGCUGGUGCUACUUCCUGACACGAGGAAACAGCAGGAGCUGCUGACGGCCCACGCAGACGACCGGGCCAUGGAAAGACAGGGAGGAGGCGGGACCAGGAAGAACAGGAAGAGUGCCUGGCAGACCCCCUCCAGCGCCAUCUCUAAUGCAGCCGCGCUGGACUGCCAGGUAUGCCCCACCUGCUGCCAGGUGCUGGACCCUAAAGACUUCAACUCCCAUAAGACCUUGCACCUGGGGGACAACGAGGACUUCCCCUCCCUGCAGGACAUCAGCCGCAUCAUCAGCUAGCCCUGGCCUGGGACAGACAUGCACACUGCCCAAUCACAGCCCUGCCUGUUGCCAUUCAGGGGGAGCCUGUUUCCAUGGUGACCAUGGCCAGAGAGGACGUUGGGUAGUGUAUUUGAUGGCGAGGCUGGGGCCAGCAGGAGGUUGAACUUAAUUCUGGUUGCCAGAUGUUGCCGGUGUGAUUCCGGCUGGACCUGGACCCAGCCUGGAGACCCGAACCUGGAGGGCCCUACAAGUACCACAUGUUGUGUAUUAAUAAGAAGAAUGGUUCUAUAUAUUUGAUUUUUCUCCCCCCUCUCUUCUGAUCACAUUUCCAUGAUGUUGAUAAAGUGUUGAAGGAGUGACAGUUGUUUUAUCAGGUUUGAUGACUGAGGAGAGUUUAUUAAGUCAGACCCUCUACUACUCCCUCAGAGACAGUCAGACCCUCUACUACUCCCUCA